Molecule: messenger RNA, 2401 nt
Organism: Beta vulgaris subsp. vulgaris (sugar beet)
Lineage: Eukaryota; Viridiplantae; Streptophyta; Magnoliopsida; Caryophyllales; Amaranthaceae
Product: phosphoinositide phospholipase C 2
Exons: 9
Coding region: 332-2101 (589 amino acids)
Biological process (GO): lipid metabolic process; phosphatidylinositol-mediated signaling
Molecular function (GO): phosphatidylinositol-4,5-bisphosphate phospholipase C activity
Source: RefSeq, a predicted model, not a curated record
UUACCCGAGAAAUUUUCCCUUUUUUCUGAAAUGAAUAAAAGAGAUAAAAUAAAUAAAUAUCCCUUACUUCUUUUUUACAGGAAUAAAUAGUAAUUAAAUAUCCUUUACUUGAACAAACAACAAUCAUCCAUAAUCAUUUUCUAUAUUAAAAUCAAGCUACUACUUUUAAUAUUGCAAUAAAUUUUGGAAUAAAGAAAACCCAAAAGUCACUCUUCUGUUGGAGAUUUUUCUGGUAUUUUUACUCUGAAUUUAUUGAAACAAAUUUAAAACCCAAAAAUCUCCACUUUUUCAUCUUCUUCAAUCCUCAAUUUUUCCUUCAGAGAAAAAAAAAAUGUCGAAACAAACAUACAAAGUGUGUUUUUGUUGCAGAAGAAGAUUCAAGCUUGCAGUAUCUGAAGCUCCUCAAGAAAUUAAGACCCUGUUUGGCAAAUACUCUGAAAAUGGAGUUAUGAGUGCCACUCAUCUUCAUCGUUUUUUAGUUGAAGAACAAAAAGAGAUUAAAGCAACUGUUCAAGAUGCUCAGGCUAUAAUUGACAAUAUUAGACAUCUAAUUGUAUUUCAUAAGUCUGGCCUUAAUCUUGAAGGGUUUUUUAAGUAUCUUUUUGGAGAUCUUAAUCCUCCACUUCCUCCUAAAACUGAGGCUCACCAAGAUAUGAAUGCUCCACUGUCACACUAUUUCAUAUAUACUGGUCACAAUUCUUAUCUUACUGGAAAUCAACUAACCAGUGACUGUAGUGAUGUUCCUAUCAUACAUGCACUGCAAAAGUCUGUGAGAGUGAUUGAGUUGGAUAUAUGGCCCAAUUCUAAUAAAGACAAUGUUGAUGUUCUUCACGGAGGGACAAUGACUUCGCCUGUUGAGCUCAUUAAAUGUUUGAAGUCCAUCAAGGAACAUGCCUUUUCUGUAUCCAACUAUCCUGUUGUGAUAACUCUUGAAGAUCACCUUACUGCCGAUCUUCAAGCUAAAACUGCUGAGAUGAUCACUCAAACAUUUGGAGAAACACUAUUUUUACCGGAUUCAGAAUGCUUUAGGGAAUUGCCAUCCCCUGAAUCACUAAAGAAACGUGUCAUGAUAUCGACUAAACCGCCAGUGGAAUAUCGUGAAGCUAAAGAUUCAAAGGAAGAUUCACUGAAGAUUAACAAAGAUUCCGGAGAUGAGGAAGCUUGGGGAAAGGAACUCCGUAGUCUUCAUUCUCACUAUGGCAGUCAUAAGCAUGACAAUUCGGACGAUGGAGAUGAUAACGAGGACGAGGAAGAUGAUAAUGAUGAUGUUAACAAGUCAAAAAAGUUUGAGGCACCAGAAUACACGCGUCUUAUUGCUAUUCAUGCCGGAAAACCCAAAGGUGGUCUAAGCGCAGCACUUAAGGUGGAUCCUGAUAAGGUGAGACGUCUUAGCUUGAGUGAACCACAGCUUGAGAAGCUAGCAGCUGAUCGCGGGCAGGAGAUUGUCAGAUUUACUCAGAAGAAUAUGCUUAGGAUCUACCCUAAGGGAACACGAAUUACCUCAUCGAAUUACAACCCUCUUAUUGCAUGGAUGCAUGGAGCUCAGAUGGUUGCAUUUAACAUGCAGGGAUAUGGAAGAUCCCUGUGGCUGAUGCAAGGAAUGUUUAGAGCUAAUGGUGGAUGUGGUUAUGUAAAAAAACCAAACUUUCUUUUGAAUAGUGGUCCUAACGGUGAGGUCUUUGAUCCUAAAGUUAAACUUCCAGUGAAGAAGACUUUGAAGGUGACUGUAUAUAUGGGUGAAGGAUGGUAUUAUGAUUUCAAACACACCCAUUUUGAUCAAUUUUCCCCACCUGAUUUUUAUGUCAGGGUUGGGAUUGCGGGAGUGGCAGCUGAUACUGUGAUGAAGAAAACAAAAACACUUGAAGAUAACUGGAUACCGGCCUGGAAUGAAGAGUUCGAAUUCCCAUUGAGUGUUCCUGAACUUGCACUCCUUAGGAUUGAAGUUCAUGAGUAUGACAUGUCCGAGAAAGAUGAUUUUGGAGGUCAAACAUGUUUGCCUGUUUGGGAGCUCAGAGAAGGUAUCCGUUCUAUUCCACUAUUUAGUCGUGAGGGAGUCAAGUACAAAUCAGUCAAGCUUCUGAUGCACUUCCAAUUUGUUUGAUUGAAUUAGUCCAUUUGCUUUGUAUCAUUAGCUUCUCCCGGUUGGUGUGUUGUAUUGCUUUGUCGUUGUGUGUGAAACGCGAUAAGCCAUUGGAUUAAUGAAGUAAUAAGGCAUGCAGUUUAGAGUGUGCAGUCUGCAUGACUGCACUAUGUGCAGUCUGCAUGACUGCGCUAUGUGCAGAUGGUUAAGAGUGAUGUUGGUGGCUAUGGUUUUGUCAAUGUGUAAAUAUGUUAUUCAUUUUGAGUGUCACAAUGAGAUUAUAACCUUUAUAUAUUCAUCUAUCUAUUUCUUUGGUCUCCA